Molecule: messenger RNA, 5124 nt
Organism: Clarias gariepinus (North African catfish)
Lineage: Eukaryota; Metazoa; Chordata; Actinopteri; Siluriformes; Clariidae
Exons: 8
Coding region: 201-4151 (1316 amino acids)
Biological process (GO): cell differentiation
Source: RefSeq, a predicted model, not a curated record
GCGCGCGCAGGCUCGGACUGUGUUUGUGCGUGUGAGUGAGAGCGCGUGCGAGUGUGUGUGUGUGUGUGCGCGCGUUCAUCAUGCAAGAGAACCCUGACGGUGAAGCGCGCGCGGUGUGUGCGUGAGGAUCAAACGGCUGAGGCACAUGGACUGCGCGCGAGAUCACUAAGAGGCGCACUGCGGGGAAAUCAGGUGGCGUAAUGUCGAGCGGCCGUGAGUCGGUGGGGGAUUUGAUUCCCAAGGACAUGCUGGAGGUUUUUGCCCAGGAGCGACAGAGUAAGCGGGGCAAGCGAUCACGGAAGCGACACUCUAUUGGCCGAGCGUUCAGCUGGUUCAAAGGUCGCCGCAGGAAAAACUUUCGUCCAAACAAAGACAUAAACAUCGACCUGCUCACACCUGGAUUACCUGUGCCCCUCCCACUGCCUUCAACCAUCACAGUCCCUAAAGUUGAAGGUGGGACAUCAUGUCCUCUACAGCACUUCCAAGAGAAUGUGUUUGUUGAGGGAAAUCGACCAAAGUAUGUAGAGGAUCUGCACACAGAGGCUCAGGAAGGUCUGAAACUCCUGCAGCAAGAUGAAAACAAAAAUGGCGUGGACUAUCAGGACAACCAGAGCGUCAUUUCAACAGUGACGGCUCGUACAGACGACGAUGUGAGCUUCAGUGAGCUGGGGAUGUCCGAGUCUGAGAGUACUGCUGCUGAUACGAUCUCCACACGCUCUGUCACUUCCUAUCAGUCUACACGUUCUGGACUGACACGCCAAGCCUCCACCUUCAGGCCACUAAAAGAGGACAGGAAACAUGGGAGGAACAAACAGAAGGGGAAAAGGGUGGGUUUGGCCACAGGAAUACCAAGACAUGUGCAGAAGGAACUGGGGCUUGACCGAGCCGCAUGGACAGCAUCCCAGUUCACUAAUGCUCAGCUUUCCAAUGGAGGUGUAAGCAUUUCCACCGUCAUUCCUACUCUAGACAGCAUAUCAGUCGCCUCUGUUCCAGAUGGUGCCAUAAUGCACCUUCUGAACAUGAACAGUCUUUCGGCUGCAGCAGAGGAUAAACCACAGCUUCCUCCACAGGAGGGACAGCAGGGUGACCUGUCUUCACUCGGGCACCCGUUAGCCCAGUCGUUUGAUCCACAAAAUCCAAAUUCACUAACCUUUCCCUGGAUGACCACAUCGAACAACUCUCCAUCCAGUCCAGUGAUGUACGUUUCCCCUGAGGCCACAUACAAGUCCAAGAUUAUCCCAAACGCCAUACUGCCUCCGUCUGUGGACGUGGUUGAACUCAGCCGCAAUAGAAGUCGCAGUAGUGUGCGCAUGGUGAGCAAGAGCAGCCUGGCAUCAGCCAGCCCAGCUCCAUCAAGAGCCUCAUCGCGGGCAUCAUCGCGUGUCUCCUCACGAGCUCCAUCACAGAUGUCCUCACGGAUAUCUUCUCGGGCUUCCACCCAUCGGACUGCCACCCUCUCGGAGUGCUCUGGGUGGAGUCAGUCAGGAUCAUCCGAGACACUGGUCUCAGAUUCUUCCACCAUUUCUAGUAGCAGCACUCCUCGGGUGGCCAGCAGGACAAGUCAGACAGAGGACACAGCUGGAGAUAAUCUUGGUCCCCAAAAUCCCACUUUUAAGUUUGUUCAGUUAAAUAGCAACAAUCAAAAAGAGAAAACCUGGACAAAAACAGGAUCCACAGAUGGUUUUAAUCGCAGUCUAUCAGUGAUGAAAAAGAGCAAGAAACCACCACCUCCACCAAGUCGUUCAUACUCGCUACAUUCCCGCACAUAUGCAAGAACAACUGCUGAAAAAAAAAUGAUGGAGAACACGUCCCAAAAAUUUGAAUCACCCUACUAUAUAAGUCAAAAUGGCGGCAGCACCAGCCAGAGAGCAGUGUUAGCAGAGCUACAGUUAAAGAAAGGCCUCCAGGCAUACACAGGCAACAUGUCCUAUUCACACACUAACGGAGGGAAUCACCAGAAUCAUCUCAAGCAUUUCCUUCCGUCUAUCAAGAGUCUGACUGCUAAUGGUGUGGUUGCUUCACCAACUGUGAUGACACUUAUGGCGCUCCUCGAUGUUCCAGAUCCUCCAAAAGUUCUAGCUCCACCACCACCUCCUCCCGAGACGUGGACACACAAUCAGCGAACCUUCGAACUACUGUGUGGACCUGGACCUGUCAACUUUGAGCACUGGGCCCAAAAGAAAGGUUUGAAGAUUGAAGUGCCAACCCAGGUGUUAAAAGGGAAAACAUUAGCAACAAGUCAAGCAACAGAUGUAAUGAAGGAAAAUAUAGUAGCGCCUAAAAUGCAAACUCAACAAGCCAUAGUGUCAGACAUUCUAUAUAGGACAACUCUUACAAAGACUUCCAUUGAUGUUCAGCCUCCUGGUGGCAACACUAUGCUAUUACCUGGACUUACCCAUGUCCAUCUGACCCCAUCUCCUUCACCACCUCCUGAACAUAUACCUCCCCUGCCCCCAACUGACCCAGUUAAACAUCAGAAAGAAGAUGCACCUGCCCAGCUACAAGGACCAUUUGAUGAGCUCAUAUGUCCCCCUCCACACCCUUUAUUUCCACCACCUCCACCUCCUACAAAUGUACAGCCUCCACAUUCACAAGAUGGACAGGAUGAAACAGACUUUCAAUCUGUUGAUAUGCCACCUUCUCUUAGGUAUUUAUUUCACGUGCCCCCACCGCUACUUUAUGUGGCCUCUUCACCAUCAGAGGAAACUGCAUCUUCUCAAGCCCAGAAAAUACCACCUCCACCUCAAAUGAUUCCACCUGCACCACCCAUGAUCCUGCCUCCUCCACCAGGAAUUCCACCUCCUCCACCAGCAAUGCCACCAUCUCCAACAUCAAGAACUCCUCCUCCUCCACCACUGAUGCCUGCUUUUCUUAAGGCUCCUACUCCUCCAAAGCAAACCCCACCAGAUGUAUACUCAAAACAAGCUCAAAUCACUUCUUCACCAUCUAAUAUUCCUACACCACCACCGUUACCCACAGAUCUCAAAAAAGAAGUCAAAACCAUCACAGCUCUCCAACAGGAGAAAGAGUCGCCCCCGCCGACCUCCCACGCUGUUACAUCUACACAGGAAAGUCCUACCCCAAUGGUCACACCGUCCUUAUUACAGACUGUACGUCUCAGGUCAAUCAGGUCCAAUGUGAGCCAAGUUGAAACCCCUAGUGGACUUCCAAAACCAAAAGGUCAGACAAAACAAGAGGCACCCCAAAAACCAAUUAGAAGAUCCCUGAUUUUGCUUACACCUGAUCUUCCCUCACAACUGGAUUCAGAUCAAAAGGAAGAGAUUCUGCCUGCUACCACUGUACUGGAGAACUCUGGCACUACUCCAUCCUCAGACACCCAACCUGAAGUUGAACCAGAGGUACUCUUUGAAAGGGCUGAGGAGGUUUUGCUGGAUGUAAAACUUGAACUCAACAGCCAAGUCAGCAUCACAGACCAAAAAACUCAACAAGCUUGUGCUGAACCAAUUGAAGAGUCUAUGUCUGCAGAGUCAGGACCCCAAGUAUCCAACAAAGAAGAACCUGAACCAAUGAUCACAGUGCAGGAAAUCCAAAACGCAACAUCUCAGCUAUCAACUUUAUCAACCCCUGCUGAACCAAAAGAUCAGCCUGUUGUUAGUGACGUAAAAGAAAUCCAAAAGGACUCCGGUAAAACAGAAGACAAACAAAGUCCACAACCACCCCAUACUUUAAUACCUACAUCUCCUAAAUUUAGUUUCACUCAAAAAGUGCCUCCAGCUACCAUUCCUUCAUCUUCCAUAAGCCUCCAGGAGGCCAUUCGUCUGAAAACCGCUGCCAUGUCAUCUACAGACAGCCAAGCAAAGCGCCUGAGUUUGCUGCAUUCCCCUCCGGUGUCCACGGGGCCCGCCUCACCAUCAUCCAUGGCAAACUUCAUCUUCUCCAAAAGCACAAAGAAGGUGGUGAUAGAAACAUCUCCUUCUUCUCCAGAGGCCAAAUCAUCGCUAAUGAAGACACUGGUGAAUGAGUUGAAUUCUGUUUCUCACACACCCAAAGCUGCUGCUGAUCCCGGGAUUAUAAAAGCCAAAGUGCCUCCUCCAGUCGCCAAGAAGCCCAGCGCUAAGAGUGAUAACAUUACCCAGAAUUCCUCAGAGAGUAAUGUGGAUACUGAGCAUGUGCAAACUGCUGGUCAGUGAACACAGUCAGAGAAAUAUAGCAGGUGACGGACAGUUCAACGACCGGGACGCUGUUACUCUGGAAACUCAUACACUCUAUUUAAUCCCCGGUGACAUGAUCAGACACGUCCACAAGGGGGAGCUAUUAAUCUACAUGGCUCUCUAAGAGACAAAGGUCACUGUAUGUUGAAGUGAAGGAAGGACAGAAAGUAAGUGAAGAACGAGGGAGAGGAAGAAUAAAGAUAGCGAAUGUGGAUGGAAUUAAUGGGGGAAGAAAAUUGAAGAGAAAAAUGUGGAGGUUGAAAAGAAAAGCCCCCAGUAAAGGGGUGAGGAACAUCUACAGCGAGAAAGUACAGUAUGGACUUGUGAGAAUUCUGUAUAUGUAAAACAAUAGAAAAGCUUUGUUUUUCCACAUAUGGUGUUGGUCUUUCUGACAUAAGAGAAUUUAUGAUGAUGUAAAUAAUUUGCGGUGUACAGUUCUGACUUUCUGCCCAGAACAAAUUGAAACAGGGUCUAUUGACUGGACCUUCCUUAAUUAUGUUUGAUUUUAAUAUAUGAUGUUUCUUUGUGCACUGCUGUCCUGUAUUUUGGGAAUCACUAAAUUAGGAUUUCUAUAAUUUCCUUAAUUUCUGCUGUACUGUUAAAACCAUUUUGUCUAACUUAUUGUUUAGCGAUGCGAUGCUCACUAGCCCUAUAUCUGCUCCAGUCUCCUUUAACUCUCUUUCUUUUGCCUUAUUUUCCUUGUUGUGAUGAUUUAAUAAAUGUUAUAGAUAUAUUUACACAAAGCAGUAUAGCAUGUUUAAAAUGUUGUAGUUAAUAACAGCCAUAUUAUUUAGCCUGAAAUUGCUUUGAUUUAAAGAGCAGUAUGUUAAUUUUUCUCUUUUUUUCCGUUUCAUAAAAGCACCUUAUAAUCACUACUGACUUGCACACACACACUGUAUGAUAACCAGGCGUUUCUUGCAAACGUAAAACAUUAAAGAGUGUCUGAAGCAUG